Messenger RNA from Colletotrichum aenigma, 2841 nucleotides. RefSeq lists its product as uncharacterized. The transcript has 3 exons. The coding region runs from base 1 to 2841 and encodes 946 amino acids. NCBI's taxonomy places the organism in Eukaryota, Fungi, Ascomycota, Sordariomycetes, Glomerellales, Glomerellaceae. The record is from RefSeq and is a predicted model, not a curated record.
AUGGCGCCUGGCACUCGACGCGCGAACCGCAGCGGCUACGCCGAACAUGAUGACUUCGAGGGCCUCCCCGUCCGCCAAUGGCGCCAGGAGUGGGUAAACGUCCAGCCGCCCCAGCAGACCGAGACGACGCAAAAGAACGACAUCUGGGACGUCGAGCUCCCGUGGGGCAUGCCCAAGGACGCGGGUCUGCUGCCGCAACACAGCCAGGACCUGCUGCGCGCGGCGCGGUCUGGUGUUCUGUACAAGCGCCCUGCUCCGGCGGAGGAAGACGAGGAGAACGCGGACGCGGUGGCUGAGAAGCCCGAGAAGAAGGAGGACGAGACCGCGGACAAGGGUUUCCAGAUCAAGGUGUGGAAGCAGAUCAACCGUAACUCGGAGGGUACUACGGUCUCGCACCUCGCGAAGCGCAGGAAGGGCACCGUCACGAUCUCGUCCAAGACGGUUGCCGCUACGCCUGUCGGCGCGACGGUAACUAGGGCUACCGUGCGAAAGAUGGAUGCGGCGGGCAACCCGUACACGCAGGAGAUCACGCUGCAGGAUGGGCAGCAGGUCGAGGGCGAGAUCAUUUCGACGACGGUGGUGCCUGUUGCGGCCCUCGAUCCGGCGCAGCAGCAGCCCCAGCGCGUCAGACGGCCGCCCCCGCCCAAGAAGAAGAACAAGCCUGGUCCUGGGCGCGGGCGCAAGAAGAAGAAUCUGCCUUUGCCUGCGCCGGUUCCUGGUGCACCUGCCGUUCCUAGCGCUGUGCCGCCUGUGGAGGGUGCUCCAGUCGUGCCCAAGGUGGAGGGAGCCGAAGGACCAGAGAACGGUGUUAUCAAGCAGGAGCGCGAAGAUUCGAACAAACCAGACAGCGAGAUGGCCGACAACGAUGACGAUGAGGAGGGUGACGAUGAUGGUGACGAUGGAGAUGACGGCGACGACAACGAGGAGGAGCAUCGCGAGGGCGAAAACACAGACAGUCAAAGCCAAGACCACGAGAUGACGGACGCAUCACCAUCCAUUCCGACACCGACAGUGGUAGACGCAUCGAUUGUAUCUACCGAACCCGAGUCGCCCUUGGCCAGCCGGUCUGGGCAACCUCCGAACCCCAUCAACCUCGCACCACCUCUUCCCGCCAUGCAUUUGGCAAACUCCUCGCCAAGGGGAAGUCCUCUCAAGAACGUCGUCUUGCCCUCUCCCACCGAGGCGUCGCCACAAAUCUCGCCCAUUGCGGAGAUCUUGGCCCCCUCUGCUGCUCCAGCACCCAUCGCAUCAGAGGCCCCUGCAGCUCCUGAGGCGCGCGCCGUCCCUGAAGCUGCUCCCGUCCCAGAGCCAUCCCCAGUUCCAGUUCCUGCGCCAGUCGUCGAGUCUCAGCAGGAGGACGUGAACAUGGCCGACCAGCCCGAGCCCGCUCCCGAGGCGCCAGCCGAACAGCCACCGGCUCCUGCGUCUGAGCAGCUCCCCCUGGAUACGACUUCGGAGUCGGUCAACGAGACGUACAUUCCGCCUGCUGAGAAGGUCGGUGACAUCGUCUCUCCGAUGGCAGAAACGAGAUCCACCUUCUCUUUGGCAACCACGGCAGAGACAGAAGGCUCCGGGUCGAGGAUAGAAAGCGCCGAUCAGACCAUUGCGUCGAAUGAUGCUCCUCAGGAGGAUUCGAUGGCUCUGGAUAUUCCUGAGAUUCCUGAAGCCUCUCAAGGACCCGAGAAUGCCUCUGUCCCCGAGGUCAAUGAAGCUCAGCCGGUCGCCAAGUCACCAUCAGCUCCGGCUGUCGAGGAGCAGCCGGCUCCCUUGGUCCAGGAGGACUCGGAGAUGAAGGAUGACAGCGCGCCAGCCCCGUCGGUUGCUACUGAGCAGCUUUCUUUCCCAGACCCUGUGGAAGAGAAGGGGACGAGCGAGCCUAUGAUUGAGGAUGUCCCUGCUACUGUUGCGCCUACGGAACCUGAGCAUCACCCUGAGCCCAUCAAGUCGCCUAUGAAGUCUCCUGUCAAGUCUCCGCUGAAGUCGCCUGAGCCUGUCGUUGCACCUAUCGAGCCUUUACCGCCGAUCGAGGCAGCGGCGGAUGUCCCGAGCGAUGCACUCACUCAAGCACUGGAUCUGCCCCCCGUCGAGACACCUGCGGAGGUUCCAAUUGAGGCGCCUGCACCAGCACCCAUCGAACCCACGGUCGAGCCCGAAGCGCCUGCGGAAGAGCUCCCUGUUGACAUCCCUGUUGAUAUCCCCGUCGACAUUUCUGCCGAUAUUCCCAUGGAUACUUCAGUUGAUGCUCCCAUCGAGACAGCCGCAGAGCCCCAGGUGGACGCAGCCGUCAAAACCCCCAGCGAGGCUCCCGUCGAAGCUCCGACACAGCUGCCCGCUGAUGCCCCACCAGCGCCCAUUGAACCGCCAGUUCAGACAAUCGUCGAACCCCCGACUGAGCUAUCCGGCGAGAGUCCGACAGCGGAACCCGAGGCCAACCCGCCUGCCGCCGCGGAAGUGCCACUCGUCCCCGGUGUAGACGAAGGUCCCGAUUUGUUGGCUGGUUUGGAGACGGAGCUGGACCGCCAGGCCGAGAUGAGCAAGUCUCCUCUGCCCGAACCACCCGCAGCCCCGCACCCGGAGCCUGCCGAGCUGCCGCAUGUAGAGAACCCGGUGCCUCUGCCUGAGGUCCCUCCCAUCGAGCCGGAGAAGCCUGCUGAGGAACCACCGAAGGUGCCUACCCCUGAGCCCGCAGCUGCGCCUGUGCCUGAGCCUGCGCCGGAGACGGCUCCUGCUGCUGAUCCGACACCGGCGGUUGACGCCCCUGCCUCCGGAGAGCCUGCUGCCACCGGCGACGACCCUGGGGAGAAGAUGGAGACGAAGACGGAUGAGCCUGCUGACCCUUAG